UGUCUUCCUUCCCUCCGUGCCCUGUGCCCUCCAUUUUGUUUUCCGGAAGGAAAGUUCGGAAAAGUGCAAGUGCAUUUGAUUGUCGAUUUCCGCUUUCCACCUCCACCUCUCCUUGCCGCUUGAUCAAUCAACAGAAAGUACGUCCCAAUCUCUUCGAACUCUGGUAAAAUGCACAACUAUUUUCGAUUGAUUUUCUGUGGAAGGAUUCGCACUUCGUUAUCAUCGUUUCUGAAGUGGCCUCCUCAAUUUUUCUAGGUUCUCUUUCCCAUGUGAGCCAUCAUGUCUCGAGAUGAUAAGAGGACGCCGAAAGCCUUGAAUUUCCGCAGAACUUUUAACGUCUUCGCCUACUUGUGAUAUCAUGAAGUCAUCGGCGUCCCUAAUUUGCCUGCAUUUCAUCUCUUUUUACCUGAACUUCUGCUGUAGUGCUGAAACAGCUUCAUUUUAUGGUGCUAGCUAUGUCUCUGUUCCUUUGCAAGAAGCAAAAAGUACAACAGAACUAUCCCUCAAGUUUAGGACGAAACGUUCUGAUGCUCUGCUUUUCCUAGCUGCGGGUAGAACUGAUUACUGUCUAAUCAUUCUUGAGUCCGGAAAACUGAAGGUUCGAAUCAAUUUGGGCGCUGGUGAAUCUGAAAUCUCUUCACCGAAAGGGUUGCGCUUGAAUGAUCUGUUGUGGCAUCAUGUCACAGUUUCAAGGAGGGAGGCUGACAUCACACUGACAAUCGAUAAAAUCCAUGUUACCAAGGAGAAGUUACCAGGCCGAUUUUUUGAGCUCAACAUUCACUAUGGACUGUUCCUGGGUGGUAUGGGCGAUUUCUCAGAACUGUUUUUGGGGCACUUAGACUGGUUCCGAGGGUGCCUGUCACAAAUAUCAUACAAUGGAGUGGACGCACUCAAGAGAGCUCGUGCUCGGUCGGGUCAGUCGGAUGCCCAGGGUGUAACGUGGAGCUGCGCGCCUGAGUUUGACGCUCCAAAUGAUAGUGAAAUCAGCUUUAUCGAAGAUGGUGCCUACAUAUCGUUACCAAAUUUAAUUUUACGUACUGGAGUAAGGUUGCAAUUCGACUUGAAGACUGUUUUGGACCAUGGUGUCCUCCUGUACAGCUCCGGUCCAGUGGCAGGAGGCCGCGCUGACUUCAUUGGCGUGGAAAUCCUCAACCGGAGGCUUCACUUGCUGUUCGAUCAAGGCAAUGGCCCAAUCGAGCUGUCCAAUGACAACGUUGUAGCCGACGGAGAGUGGCAUACUGUCACAAUCAAUUUGAACCCUACUGUUGCAUCGAUCACUGUGGACAGUCAGAUGCCUUCCACUGCCAAAAUUGCUGCUCAUGCAGGCAACAAGUACUUGGAUCUCUCAGAUAUGCUUUUCUUUGGUGGAAUCGAGCUGAACAAACGAUCCAAAGCGCUCGGGCAAGGGCUGAAAACAGCAGAUGCCAGUUUUAAAGGCUGUGUCAGGAACUUGGAAACAGAUGGUAGGCGCGUAGGAGUGGCCGAUGUGAUGACGUCGCUGGGCAUCAUACCUCAGUGCGUCUGGUCAUUCCCUUGCUCCCAAGAUCCUUGCCUCACCAAAGCCUCCUGUUCACAUCAAGGAGUCAAUUCUUACAAGUGCGACUGUGACCAAUCGACUUGCGCCAAGCCGGACUUUGUGAACCGAGAUAAGAUGUUUCUGAAAACGCCUCUUCCAGUCGCCUUGGAAAUUUUAACUCUGGAGCCCCUGCUUGUAUCCGAAGGAGAGAAUGCCCUCAUAACUCCUGCGCAUAUCAACAUGGUGUUGGAUAGUGUGAAAUACGGUGUUCGCGAAUCCAACAUCUUGUUCUAUCGAGUCGAACCCCCGCAACAUGGUCGACUAUUUCUCGAGGUUUGGGAAAGAGGGUCCAAUCCAAACCAAGUUUUUACUCUGCUGGAUCUGUCGCAAGAUAAGGUCCGAUACCUUCACGAUGGAUCAGAAAACCACCAAGAUAGUAUCACCUUUGACCUCGAGUUGUCCCCAGGGGCUGGUUUCACUCUACCGAAUUACUUGAAAGGCCGGCAUAGAUUUUCUCUCCUGAUAAACAUCACUGCCGUCAAUGACCCUCCUCUGUUGGUCAUUCCCUCCAGCAAAGUGCUCAAAGUCGUCCUGGGGACAAGGAAAGUCUUAUCGGCAGAUCUGCUGUCAGCUUCCGAUCCGGAUACUUCUCCUUCAAGCCUAGUUUACAGUGUGUUCAAUCAGCCGCAAAGUGUUGGUCGUAUCGAAGAGAUCUCGUUUCCAAAUGUCUCUGUGACGUCUUUCACGCAGGAGGAUGUGGAUCAAGGCAGAGUCAUCUACGCUCACACAGGGAACACUACUGGCAACUCAAGGAUUGGAUUUCAGGUGUCUGAUGGAAGCGAGACGAGCGCUCCGUCAUAUCUGCGCAUCGUGGUCGUCCCUCUUCAACUAAAGUUAGCCAAUAACACAGGGCUGAAAUUGGUUCAUAAAACAGCCUCAAAGAUCACUCCAGGAAAUCUGACUUUCGUUACUAAUUCUGAUGACCCAAGCAUCGUAAUCAACUAUCAGAUCGUAGUUCCUCCAAGGUACGGCAGUGUGCAGAGGUUACAGCGAGUGGAUAACUCAGAAAUAUGGCAGAAAACGGAUCAUUUCACCAAUCAGCAGCUUCAGCGUCACGAAAUUCAGUACCAUCACCUAUCUGAGUCACCAGAUUAUGAUGAAUUCAAAUUCAAUGUGUCCGUGCUAGACAUCUCAGCUGCCACAACCUACGAUUUUCGGCUGACAUUUGUGAGGCUCUCCCUUGUUUUGGUAAAUCAUGAAGCUGUGGAAAUGACGACGAAUUUGGAAGUCCCGGUUUCUGCAAAUCAUCUCAUGUUAAUUACGGAUCCUCUUUACACUGAUCCGAGUUCAAUUUUCUUCGAGGUCACCAAGUUACCCCUCUAUGGUAUCCUUAUGCGCAGAAGUCAGAUUUUGUCAGUUGGCUCGACGUUUACUCAGCUGGAUGUGAACAGUGGUUUCAUUGAGUAUAAAACUCACCGAACAACCUACUCCCCUCUCUCUGAUUCAUUUUCUAUUCGAGUGGCAGCACAACACUGCUCACCCAUCACAUCAGUCAGUGUGAUAUUCAACUACACUCCAAACAAAACUCUCAUGAAUAAAGUUCGAACUUACUUUGACAGACUUCAGGUGAUGGAAGGCGGUCUUCAAACGAUAUUAAAAAGUCAGCUGAGUAUAGAGAUCAACGAAGUCUCUCUACUCUAUUACAACGUGACGCAGUCACCUCUCUAUGGCGAACUCAGCAUCCUAGAUCCAGCUCUCUCCUCGAUCGUCAAACAAAACGUCUCGUACUUUACAACUGAAGAGCUGGAAGCGGAGAGGCUCGUCUAUAAGCACGAUGACUCUGAAAGUCGCACUGAUACGUUUAGUUUUGUCGCCUUCUCCAGUCCUCAGGAGGAUUUUCAGUUUGUCAGCACGUUUAACAUUUCUGUAUCAUUGAAAAAUGACAAUCCGCCUAUCUGCGUCACCAGCAAGUGUUUGCAUGUAGUGAAGAAAGGAGAGCGCACAAUAACGAAGGAUGUGCUGGAAUUCACCGACAGUGACAUUGAUUCUACUCCCAAAGAUAUUCAUUACACAAGACACGUUCUACCGAAAGGAAAUAUUUUCAGCAUCCUCAACCCUGGAGUGCCUCUGUUCGACUUCUCUCAGGCGGAAAUCAAUGCAGGUCUAAUCGUCUUCCAGCAUGACGGGGAAGAAAAUGCCAACGUGAGUUUAUGGGUAUCUGAUGGAGUCCAUCACACAGAGUGUGUCUUGGAGAUCGAGGCCUCUGAACCGUAUCUCCGCAUCAUUAACAACACGAAAUUGGUGUUACAGCAAGGAGGCUCCAGCUUUAUUUCGAGUCAGAAUCUCUUCUCGGAGACCAACGUUAACAUUCCCCUGGGCUCAUUGAGGUAUGACAUCAUCGAAGGACCAUCGCACGGUCAAUUGCGGCUAGUAAAUCAGUCUUCUCCUACAUCUACGUUCUACCAAGGCAAUGUGACAAACCUUAAGCUACUGUACCAGCACAACGGCAAUAAAGAUUCGAUCAAGGAUGCUUUCAAAUUCAGAAUCGCAGCAGAAAGUGUGACACAGGAGGACAUUUUCAACAUCAGAGUGUUUCCUGCGAGUUACUGGGAGCCGCUAUCUGUCCUGAACCAGUCGACCCUCAUCGUCGAAGAGUCAACAAGUGUGAAAAUCACUCAACAAGUAUUGCUGGCGCAGCAAUCGAAUGUCCUUCCAUCAGAUAUCAUUUAUCACGUUAGGAAAUCCCCAAUGCAUGGGUACUUGGAAGUGGAGCAUUCGUCGGAGGAUGGGAAGGACAGGAUCCUCACAACUUUCGACCAGUCGAUGAUCGAUAGCGGCAAAGUUCACUACGUUCAAGCGACAGCCAACCAAACGAAGGAUAGAAUAGUUUUGGACAUCACCAACGGCAUCACUUGGUCCCGUGGUAUUAUUGUGAAUAUUGUCGUUGUACCCGAAAUUCUUUUCCUCGGAAGCGGUCAGAUGCGAGUUGACGAGGGCGGAAGUGUGACGUUGCUCCCUCUACUAGUUCCAGUACUGAGCGAAUACUAUUCUCCGCUGAUCUCAGAGUAUCAUGUCACUAAACAGCCGCGCUUCGGCAAAAUCAUUUCAACGACUUCCUCAAAUUCAAAAAAUUCCAUCUCUCGGUUCUCUGCGCAGCAGCUUCAGGCAGGGCAAAUAUUGUACGUUCAUGAUGGCAGCGAAGUGUCAGGGGAUAUUUUCACUCUGAUUGCCAAAGCUGGUGACAAAGAAAGCACGCCAGCCAACGUUCACGUGAAUGUAACACUAGUUAACGAUCAGCCUCCGAACGUGGUGAACAACACAGUUCUAUCCCUCUGGCGAGGAGGAUUCAAAGUUAUUUCCCCUCAGUUUUUAGCUGCCUCUGACAAAGACACGCCUCCAGAAAAUUUAACCUUUGCAAUUGUAUCAGCUCAGAAUGGUCAUGUAGCAAUUAAAGGAAGCAUCUCACAGAUGGUCGACAAAUUUACUCAAGAGCAGAUCAAUAACAAUUCCAUCGUUUUUGUCCACUCAGGUCAGCCAAUGAACGGUGAGUUUGAUUUCGUGCUUAGCGAUGGAGUCAAAUCAUCUGGUCCUCACACUUUCAGAACAAAAUGGAAUCAGCCAAACCUGAUCGUACGGAAGAAGAAUCGCCUUCACGUUUUCCCUCUUCUCCGAAAACCCAUCACAGCAAGCCAUCUCCUGGCUCUUUGUUCAGAUGAGGAUGCCCCAGUCAUUUUCGUGAUAAAACGAUCUCCAUCCAAAGGCAUUUUACUGGUCAACAAUUCCACUCCGUUGACAGCGUCGAAUUUCUCCCAGGCGGAUGUGAACCAAUCCAGCAUAUGGUACCAGCAUAAAACACCGUUCGGCGAGAGCGCAAACAAUGACUCUUUUCUAUUUGACGUAUUUUCCUCAUCUGCUGAGCCCAUUCGUGAUCAGGUUUUUAACAUCGACAUUUCGGUCUCUCACGGAGGUAUUGACGAACUCCUUGACCAGAAGAUCGCACUUAAAACAGAAGAGGGUGGCUCCAUACCCAUCAAAUUGAACACAUCUGGACUCGUCUCGUUUCUGAAAGAAAACGUCGGCAUCAUCAGCCCUGAAAUUCAGAUCCACGUCCUUGCUCCACCCAGCAAUGGUGUGCUGUGUCUGAUGGGCGCUUCAAAGCAUGGUAUAGAGUGCAACAUCACUGUCUUCACUCGCUCUCAAAUCAACUCAGGCAUGGUAACGUACCGUCACGAUCAUUCUGACACAACAACCGACGAAAUCCUUCUUUCGCUCCUUCUUGACCCGGGGGAUGUCCUUCUUUGUAAUAUUUCGUUGGCGCUAGAAAUUUUCCCCGUCAACGAUCAACCGUUCAAACUAUUGACAACUUCUCCGAAAAUUUCGGUCGUUCAAGGUCAGAGCCAUAUUAUUACUGAUGAGUACCUUGCUACGGAAGACUUGGACACUGAACCAGAUCAGAUUUUCUAUGAAAUUGUGAGUGCCCCCAGCCACGGUCAUUUGAUUUUGAAUGGUAGCACGAAUGUUGAUCGUUUCACUCAGGCUGAUGUUAAUUGUGGACGGGUAAUAUACGUCCAUGACGGUCCGUUGCAAGCGACCAGCUUCUAUUUUCGAGUUUGGGACGGGCAGUUUACUCCGAAUUACACCAUUUUUAACAUCGCUGUACUCCCAAUCAAAUUAAACAUAACUCUACUGAAAGACAUGUUCAUUAAGCAAGGCUCCAGUUCGGUUCUAUUGUCUGAAUCUAUUUUUUCCAUAGAAACAAACACUAAACUUGAGAGUAUCAUGUUCAAUGUUACUACACUGCCUAAAAAUGGAAUAAUUCUCGUUCAUAAUUUUUCUAGCCUUUCUUUUAAGCACUCUGAUCUCACUUCUAAACGAGUAAUGUAUGUUCAGACUAAUAUGACAGCUCCAAACGAUGAGUUUGAGCUAUGUGCCUUCUUUUCUUUCGAAGACGCUCCGAAAGUUAAUAAUAUUCAUGUUAAUGUAACGGUGGAUGCAUUGUUCAGAGCAGGACAAUUCGUUCCCUUUUCGGGGACCAAGGUCAAACUCACAACUGAUUUCUUAGAUGCUAGUCAACUAGCAAAACUCUCCAACGCGGAUCCUUUCUAUAGAAUAUUACGGAAACCCAAAUGGGGCAAAUUGAAGAAAAUUAUUCGAAGCUCAGGUGAGAAACAUUCGAGUAAGGAGAAAGAAGUUAGCAAAUUUUCUCAUGAAGAAAUCCGUAGCGGAGUAAUAUAUUAUGUUGCUAAAAAAUUCCCGGAUACGCAGGAAGACAGCUUCCAAUUUAUGCUUUCUGUGGCUGCCUUUCAACCAGCCAUCGAAGAAUUACGUUUUCAAGUCAUUGGAGAACUCGGCACUCCAACGACAACUUUCUCUCCGUCUUGGCCCCGAAUUCCAGGUCAAAAGUUUUCGAUCAAUCCUGACUCAGGGGUAGAGAUCGCCAGUCCAAACAUGAGCGACGAUUACCUCUUAUUCGUGUGUAUGAUAAGUGGGGUGAUAGCAUUGUCGAUAUUUAUUGUGAUUCUCGUUAGAUGUAGGUCCAAGCCUCCGUGUGAUAGUCCAGGAAAUGAUAAAAUGGACCUCCCUGCGCCUUUACCCUUACCGCGACCCCCGGAUGACUUGAUGCCCUCUUCACCGCACCCUAAACGACACGCGCCUCCCUCAACUAGGUGUAGGGUGAUCCCCAUGAGCCAUCCGAACUCUGUAACCAGUUCCGAACCGGAACGGUCGGAGGCAGAUUUGAAUUUCAGGUACCCUUACGGUACCGUUGAUGAGGAUUGGAGCAGUUAUGAGCCCUCUGAAUCCAAUUAUGCUCAGAACCAACACGUUCCCAUGCUCAGAAGAAAUCAAUACUGGGUUUGAUAUUACCUCGAAACCUGCCUCUUUCAACGCUAACUUGAGGCUGGUUUUCCUUGUCUUUUGUUAAUUUCUUAUCGUGUAAAUAUUGAGAACUUUUUACUGAUUUUUUUUACCUAAUUGUAAUUAGCUCAUAUAUAUUUUUUAAGACUGUUAGUUUGUUUUUCAAGGUGACUCGGUCCCAUGUAAUAAGUGCAAGGAUUCAGUCACUUUCAUUUGCACAGUUCCUCACUGUGAGCUUUUUUUCAGGUGUCAGGUAGGUCAGAACUUUCUUCAGGCAAUCUUAGAUGCCAAGGUCCCCUCCCCUUUUUUUUAUACAUAUACGUCUUCAUGUAUGUUAAAUUAAUUUUUGACCUUAAAAUCUGAAAAAUUUUGAAGACUAGUUCACAUGUCUUCUUGAAAAAUGAUGUCUUUUCUGUUGAAAUCAGGCGGUAUUUGAAUGUUGGUAUGUUUUUCUCUAGCAUGCCAAUCAGUUCCUAUUAGGGAUUCAAGGUGUUCAAAUUUUAUUUCGGAAAAGUAAUCAAUCUGAAGAAGUCUCUAUUUGUAUAGGAACGUUCCAAGUCAGUACUUGAAUAUUAGUAAUGACCGUAUUUCAUAUUGACUUCAUACAUUCUUAUUUCAUAUAUUUUACCACUUAAAAUUUGGUAAGUUACUUUAAUGGAUGUAACGCCAAAUUGAUUAGAGUUGCCCAUCUGAAUAUUCCCUUCAACUCCUUCUUUUUUUCUCAGUUCCCCUGAAGGUUUUUUUUCAUCAAAGACAGAAAUAACUACGAAAAUUUGUUAAAAAACGUCGAUGUGACCAGAUCUGUGAGAAGGGUAGCAACAUUUAUGAAGUUAGCACAAUUUUGAUUUGCCAAAAAUAUAUUUGUUUGGGACUUAUAUAAGGUUGUUGCUAAAAGUUCAGACAAAUUUUCUCCGGAAAGACAUGGUCCCUUUUCACAGAUCUAGUCAUAAAUUGUAUUCAAUUUUCAUCCAAUUCAUGCAGUGAGUGUAAAAAUGUACUGAAAUUAUAAGUCACAUUUUGGCAUGAACCCAUCUAUUGCACUGAAAAAAAGCUCAUCUGAGUCGAAAAGAUUGGCCGCAGUAAGGAUAAUAAGAACGUUUCCUACCCUCAUUUUCAUGUGGUGUGACUGUACUAAUUUUCACCCAUAGUUGGUAGAUUGAGUCUUUUGGACUGUGUGUUUAUAAUAAGGAUAUUAUGUCUUCUGUGAAGACCGAGAAAUCUAAUGGCCACUAUGUUAGGUGCAUCUUUGAGUACUCUGCCUGCUUAUUUCUACCUUUUGAUUGAAUUGUUGAAGCUGUAAAUUAUAGACCCUUGUAAAGGUUGUAUCAAUAGCAAGAAUCGCAGUAAAUGCGGGAUUUUUUUUAAGCUAUCUCAGAUGUUUCGGAAAUUUUGAAGCAUAUAGUUUGCAUAGAGUUGCAAAGCAUUUUAUCAUUGUACUUCCUCCAGAAAAGUCGUUUGAACCAUCAGUCAGCGUUAUUGAUCAUUCCAGUCAAAUUUUCUAAUAAAGCUAAGCAUCUUUACUAGAACGAGGUUUGUUCGGAGAAUCAAACACACCCAGACCGUAACUGAAGCGCUCUGUGUGAGCAGGGAUCAUCUCGGUCGCGGCUUUUCAGGAUCAUAGUUAAUAUUUUACUGAUCGCAAGGAAAGUGAAGGCAUGCAUUUCAUUAAAAUUUUUACUGUAAAUUUUUCAUGACUAUCGAAUGGGAACUUGGCGGCUAAAUUUGACACAUACAGAUAUUUUCCUAUUUUUCUUGCACAGUCGGAGAGAAUUAACAAACUGUGUGACAAAUAAGUCCGAAAAUUUCUUUAGAUCUCUCUAUUCAUAAAGCCCAAUGAAGACGAGAAUUUUUUUCCGGAACAUCCACAGAUACCCUGAUUAGACUUAUCAACCCUGAAGUGCCACCUUCUCUACUGAUAGUCUUUUAUUUGGACACAAGGGUCUCCUUUAUUUGUUAUGUUGAUAGCUAUGUGUUUGUAUCGGAGAGCAUUUUAUGUUCAAAAUUCGUCUGUACAUUACAAAAUUUUUUCAAAUGUACCAGUGUAGAUAUUUCAGUCGUUAAUUUUUAAGUCUGUAAUUUCGAAGCACAUAAAAUUUUGUCUACCGAUUCCAUA
Messenger RNA from Bemisia tabaci, 9485 nucleotides. RefSeq names its product chondroitin sulfate proteoglycan 4-like protein (gene kon). NCBI's taxonomy places the organism in Eukaryota, Metazoa, Arthropoda, Insecta, Hemiptera, Aleyrodidae. Gene Ontology annotation, biological process: anatomical structure morphogenesis. The record is from RefSeq and is a predicted model, not a curated record.